UUAUAUCAUUUUCAAAUCACAGUACUUUCCAUUCUUUAAUAGAACUAGUGAACACUUGAUAAAAACCAAGAUAUAGACCAUUCAUGGAUUUUUAGUGCUAGCUAUGGUAAACUCAUGGACCAUCUAGUGACCUCCUCUUGUAUAUUAUCGACAAAGCACUUGCUUGCACAACCCCUUAUAAGUUGUGAUUGCCCUUUCCCACAGAAUGCCAAGAUAUUUGUGAAGGCCCUCCAAUCUAUGAUGUUGAAGGCAGUGCUUCCAGUUUGGACUCAUCCCCAACUUUUAGCACGCCAGUCAGAGCCUUGUGAACCUUACAACAUAUGCACAAAUAGUGGUAAUUGUAGCUGUCCUUCUGUUCUUCUCCCUAGUUGUAAACUAGGUUUUGUUUCUCCUGGUGGCGAUGAUAAAUCAGAAAAGUCUAUUGAGUUUCUGAAAGCUGAUGAUGGACUUAGUUACUUUUCUCUUGAUUUUCUUCCGCCCUAUUCGAAUACCGACUUGAUCAGGUUGUCUCAAGUGAUGGAAGUGGAAGUAGAAACAAGCACAUCAUCUAGAUUUCCAACUAUGAGAAAGAGCCAUGAUAACAGCACUCCUGAAGCAAUCAAAGCACCAACAUCUUGAACAAUUUUAUCACACAUUUUCGAUGCACCUCGUGAUACUCGGCUCGUCAUCAUAUUGGAUAAGUCUUUCCUCCAAUUUGUACAGUUCCUCAAACCUGCAAAAUCAGACUACAAGCAAGUGCCAGUUGAUGAUACUGGCAUUUCUUAUGCAUCAUCCAUUUGUGCAGCGCCACUUUACAGACAGUUUUGGAAAGCUGGGAGAUAUGAUGAUGGACAUGGUUCUCAAAUUUCAGUUAAAAAAGGAAAAGACAUCAGGCCCAAGUUAUUACCUCGUGGAAAUAUCAUGACAUCAGUAUUCAGAGGCGUGCUUUAGAUUUGCUUUAUGGCAUGUGUGAUGUUACAAAUGCAAAAGAUGUAAUCGAAGAAUUACUGCAGUAUCUCAGCACAACAGAGCUUGCAAUGGCGUGACGACGAGAACACAUAUGAGAGUUAAUUGGAUUCUAUGUUUUAGCAUAUGAAAAACAAUGCUUGCGUGUAUUAUGUGGUGAGCUAUUUUUCCAUUCGAUGAAACUAAUAUUUUUGCCACCAAACUAAGCAGUUUAGGAGAUACUCUAUAACUUGGACAUCGAAACCAACUCCAAUAAAUAGAACUUAUGGCUCCA
Molecule: messenger RNA, 1219 nt
Organism: Lathyrus oleraceus (garden pea)
Lineage: Eukaryota; Viridiplantae; Streptophyta; Magnoliopsida; Fabales; Fabaceae
Exons: 2
Coding region: 115-618 (167 amino acids)
Source: RefSeq, a predicted model, not a curated record